AUGGCGCGAUGCAGGUGCAAUGGAAAGAUCCUGUGUCUCUGUCUCUUGCCUUGUGUCAUGAUGAGUCAUCUCCUCGUCUACAUCAUGGUGUCCAUAUUUGUUGCCGUCUCCUACUCACCCCCUCAGCUGCCAGUUCAUUUCAUAGCCCCUGGUGCCUCCUCAGACACUGAAGCAGGAGCUCCCCAUCCGCUUGGCUCCUUCUGGAGCCUCCGUCUGGAGGACCGGGCUCUGUGGAACCAUUUACAGCACUUUCAGGAUAGAGAACAUAAUCCCAUACUGAGAGCUAAUGGGACUCAUACAGAAUCAACCCCUGAAACUACACGUGGGGAGGAGGAGACAAAAGACUGCAGCCCAGACCAGCGCUGGGUAUCCCACCUGCAUGACUUCAACGUCCUGCCCGAACAGAUGAAAGACUUUGUCCUGUCCAUGCACUGUCGACAGUACACCAUGCUGAGGGACCAACCAAACCUGUGCUCUGGGGAGGAUGGGGAGAUGGAAACGCCACUGCUGUUAAUGGCAAUCAAAUCACAAGUCGGGCACUUUGAGAACAGACAGGCCAUCAGGGAGACAUGGGGGAGGAGCGGUUGGGUGAAAGGGAUACCCGGAGGACGGGGUGGGCUGGUGCGAACUGUCUUCUUGCUCGGCAGGCAGGACACUUCCACUGGCCCUCACCCUGACCUAAGGGCCCUCCUUGACCUGGAGAGCAGCCAUUACAGGGACAUUUUGCAAUGGGACUUUAGAGACACCUUCUAUAACCUCACCCUGAAGGAUGUGCUCUUCUGGGAUUGGCUGUCCAAGCGCUGUCCGCACGUUCAGUUCAUCUUCAAGGGUGACGACGACAUUUUUGUCAGGACGGAUGCUCUCCUGGACUAUCUCCACAAAUAUCACGGUCACUCACUGAAUCAUAACAGGACACUGAAAGACCAGCAAAAAAAAGAGCUCUUUCUGGUAGGGGACGUUAUUACCAAUGCAUGGCCCAAUCGUCAACCCUCUGCCAAAUAUUACAUUCCUGAGAGCUUUUACAGAGGGGUGUACCCUGUUUACGCAGGGGGUGGAGGGGUGGUAUACUCUGGCGCUCUGGCCAGGCAUCUGCGGCAGGUUUCUCAGUGGGUCAGUCUGUUCCCCAUUGAUGACGUGUACCUGGGGAUGUGUCUUCACAGACUGGGCAUGUCCCCUACCCAUCACCCUGGGUUCCUGACAUUUGAUCUUCCUGAAGCUGAUAGGAGGAAACCCUGUGCAUAUGGGACUGUGAUUCUGGUGCACAAACGGAGCCCUAAAGAGAUGCUCUUGCUGUGGAGAGAACUGCAGACUCCACCAGCAAACUGCUGA
Chanos chanos (milkfish) is the source of this 1329-nucleotide messenger RNA. RefSeq names its product N-acetyllactosaminide beta-1,3-N-acetylglucosaminyltransferase 2. Gene Ontology annotation, cellular component: Golgi membrane. The coding region runs from base 1 to 1329 and encodes 442 amino acids. The record is from RefSeq and is a predicted model, not a curated record. Gene Ontology annotation, molecular function: hexosyltransferase activity; UDP-glycosyltransferase activity. NCBI's taxonomy places the organism in Eukaryota, Metazoa, Chordata, Actinopteri, Gonorynchiformes, Chanidae. The transcript has a single exon. Gene Ontology annotation, biological process: poly-N-acetyllactosamine biosynthetic process; protein O-linked glycosylation.